This is a messenger RNA of Rodentolepis nana, 489 nucleotides long. NCBI's taxonomy places the organism in Eukaryota, Metazoa, Platyhelminthes, Cestoda, Cyclophyllidea, Hymenolepididae. The record is from the annotation of a GenBank genome assembly.
AUGUUUGUAAGGGCUUUUUCCUUGAUGGGUCGUCAGUCUAUAUUACCAGCUCUGAGAUUUUCCUCUAAUUAUAGUGCCGUGUUUUCAAAUGAUAUAAAUCAGAUAACUCUCUUGGGAUCCGUUGCUUCAACUGGAGUCACGAUUGAUAAUUCCUCUUCCGUUGCCACAUUUAAUCUCCUUACUAGGGCGAGAUAUCGAGCAGCGGAUCGUUAUAUGAUGAAAUUAGUCUACCACAGAAUCCACGUAUUUGAUAGACCUCUUGUUGAAAGAAUUCGCAGCCUCUCCCAAGGUGAUCGAGUCUACGUGCAAGGGUGUCUGAGUUCCUUCAAAAAGAGUACUCACGAUUGGAUGCAGUGCAUCACUGCACAAAACAUAAUCCUUCAUUCCGACGCUGGCAAGCAGCCCCUCGAAGAUGCUGAAGCUCUGGUAGCUGUAUCAGAUGACUUGAUUGAAGGGGAUGAAAUUGAAGUUACUAUGGAAAGCAUUUAA